Molecule: messenger RNA, 1951 nt
Organism: Porites evermanni
Lineage: Eukaryota; Metazoa; Cnidaria; Anthozoa; Scleractinia; Poritidae
Source: the annotation of a GenBank genome assembly
UUAGGUGAGGCUUCCAACUAUGAUUUGUAUUUCCCACAGAAAACCCUGACUAGUUAUGUCCACCAGAGCUGGUUUGCGAACCUCAGCAUGUUCACCCUUUGCUUUUGGAUGAAGACUGACGAUUUAAGCGAGGGCACAACAUUUAGUUACGCUGUGCGAAAACCGUGUUGUAAUGAAAUUACGCUUUUCAAAAGGCAUUUGGCAAUUCAAAACCAAGAUAGGUAUGCAUCCCUGGUUGUUGUAAUUUUAUUAAUUCGUAAUACUUCUCAAUUUCCUUGUUGGUGAUUUUUUUUUUCUUUUAACCCCUCCCCCCCCCUCUCCAGCCCCACCCAAAUUAUAGGCCCAUCUACUCUGGUUAUAAGCCUUCCAGAAUAUAGGCCCCUCUCUACAGCAAGUUUUGAAAUGAAUUCGACUUUUUAGGCUUAGAAAACUUUUUUUAAAAAGUAUGUUGAUCAGAUCUGCUAUAUAACUUGUUUGAAACAGUUUUCAUCCCUCCAGCGCCCCCCUCCCCUCCCCCCAAAUAUAAGCCCCCCUUUUAUAAGCCCUUUUAAAACACCUUACUGGUUUUUGUAUAGGCCUAGAGCUGAUAAUCGGAAGUUUACGGUUCCUGAUUUCUUACUUUUGGCCUUAAGCAAUCAAGGACUUGUGUUAGACAGAAUAUUGUGGGUAGGGACGGGAAAAAAUAGCCAAAGAGGGAGGGAGGGUGGGGAGGGGGGGGGUAGAAAGAAAUUUGCGAAAUUCUGUCUACAGCCACUUCUGCAUAAAUCCCUAACCACAAAACUAAACAAAAAAACACAUCCCCCCCAUAUUAAAGCCCCCUUUUUAACACCCUUUUAAAAACACCUUACUGUUUUUUUUAUGGGCUGAGGGUUUAUAAGCGAAAUUUUCUGGUUCGUUUUUUUUUUUUUUGGGCUUAAAGAAAAAGGGGAUUUUUGUGGGAAAAAUUUUGGGGGGGGGGGGGGGGAAAAAAUAGCAAAAGGGGGGGGGGGGGGGGGGGGGGGGGGGGGGUAGAAAGAAAUUUGCGAAAUUCUGUCUACAGCCACUUCUGCAUAAAUCCCUAACCACAAAACUAAACAAAAAAACACAUAAGCAAACAACACAGUAAACAAGCUAAGAAAGGGGAAGUUGAGAGAAACUGCAAAAUGUUUGCUAACCCGGUUUUCAUAAAUCCAGGUGGAUUUUAAUCUGUACCAAUAACAAAAAAGAGAGGUCUUUAUGUCCAUACAAAGAGGGUAUCGGCAAAGUUCUGAUCUUCAAGCUACAAAUACACGAUCAGAAUGAAUAAAUAAGUGAAUGAAUAGAUAAAUAAUACAAUAAACAAAUCAAAGAACGAAUAAAUGAAUGGAUAAAUGAAUGAAUAAAUGAACGAACCAAGAGAUGGCAUAAUGAAUAGGCGAUUAAAUGCAUAUACACACAUGCACAUGUACAGUGGGUUAUCCUUGACAUUCGUGGUGAUAAUAACAAUUUGACAGUAUGGAAUCCCUAAUUUAGAAAUGUCUUGCUUGGUUUGUUCAUAUUUUGCUCUUCUUAACAUUUCUUUUCUUUCCAUAUCAGGGCAAUUCUUCUAGGCAAAUAUUAUGACGGACAUCAGCACCAUGUUUGUAUUACCUGGGAAAAUACGGCUGGAUCCUGGAAUUUGAUCGUGGACGGUCACGUGAUUAACAACGGAAGCAGAUUUCGUGUUGGGCACGUAAUUCCUGGUGGAGGAUAUCUAGUAAUUGGUCAAGACCAAGACAAAUUUAGAGACCCUAGUGGGUUUGUCUUGUCACAAAGCUUUGUGGGAAGCAUCAGUGGGCUCAAUAUGUGGAGCCACGUACUGCCUCGCAAUGAAAUACUGCGCAUGGGCAAGGCCUGUAACACAGGAACCGGAGAUAUACUCAGAUGGUCCGAUUUUUUUAACUCCAGGCAUGGAGAUGUAGUCGUCAGGUGCCCUUCUAAGUGCAUAGUUUAA